Rhincodon typus (whale shark) is the source of this 1862-nucleotide messenger RNA. RefSeq names its product AP-1 complex subunit beta-1-like. Gene Ontology annotation, biological process: intracellular protein transport; vesicle-mediated transport. The coding region runs from base 226 to 789 and encodes 187 amino acids. Lineage: Eukaryota; Metazoa; Chordata; Chondrichthyes; Orectolobiformes; Rhincodontidae. The record is from RefSeq and is a predicted model, not a curated record. The transcript is spliced from 5 exons. Gene Ontology annotation, cellular component: membrane coat.
CCAGGAUCCAGGAGCGUGGCCGGAAGCUGACCCUCCCCGCCUCCUGUCGCGGAUUGUUUCCGGUUCAGCUGGGUGACAGCGCAGCUUGGCGACGGGCGGACAUCUUGAAGCUUCAGUUGGUGUUCGGAGGAGGGAGUCGAUCUGGCGGGGGCCUCCUUCUCGACCGGCGACUGGACUCUCAUUUCAGCCGAGUGAUCGCAGGGAGGAGCCUAUCCCAGGAUCACCAUGACGGAUUCUAAGUAUUUCACAACGACUAAGAAAGGUGAAAUCUUUGAACUCAAAGCUGAGCUCAACAGUGACAAGAAAGAAAAGAAGAAAGAAGCAGUGAAGAAAGUGAUUGCUUCAAUGACAGUUGGGAAAGAUGUCAGCGCCCUCUUUCCUGAUGUUGUUAACUGCAUGCAGACAGACAACCUGGAGCUUAAGAAGCUGGUGUAUCUUUAUCUAAUGAACUAUGCCAAGAGUCAGCCUGAUAUGGCAAUUAUGGCAGUCAACACCUUCGUUAAGGACUGUGAAGAUCCCAAUCCACUUAUUAGAGCGCUGGCAGUGAGAACCAUGGGCUGUAUCCGUGUAGAUAAAAUCACUGAGUACUUGUGCGAGCCCUUGCGAAAAUGUCUGAAGGAUGAAGAUCCCUAUGUACGAAAGACUGCUGCUGUUUGUGUAGCUAAACUACAUGAUAUCAAUGCACAGCUCGUUGAAGAUCAGGGAUUUCUGGACACUCUCAAGGACUUGAUAUCGGAUUCCAAUCCAAUGGUAAACAAACUAUUAAACCUGCUCCUAACAUAUCUGUAGACACUAAUAUAAAACUUCCUACUGAUCUGGUAGACAUAGAAAAUAUAUUGUGGGAUAAUCUAACCUGUAGCUGAAUUCUGCAAUCACCUCUUGGUAAAAGUAGGGAGAUCUUUUAAUAAAACGAAUGUUGCUUUCCUAAAGUCAGAAAACACGGGAAGCACCCAGAUAGUCAGACAGGAUUUAUAAGAAAGGGGGGAUUGGUAAGAAAGAGGAAAGUUAAUGUUUAAGAGUACAAUUCUACUGAAAGAUUGUAGUUGUAAUCUCAAUGUUUUGCUCCUUUUUUUACAGUUACUGUGACAGUUGCAGCAUUUAUUUUUCCAGAUUUCUAGCAGCUGCUGUAUGUUAUUUUGUAGGUUAAUGUGUUUAUGUUCAUUCUGCUGACCUGGUCAUAUAAUUUGGCAGACUUUUUGCUAUGAACAUCUUAAACAUUUGGAUAGUUGCUAACAUUUUAAAAUAUUACAAUGUACCUUCUCAACCAAGUAAAUUUCCCAAAUUUUUCCAUGAGGAUGACUGUGGAGCCCAGUAAUAUUUCCAAUUUAUUAAUUCUACAAUUUCCUCUCUUGCGCCUUUUCAAUGUUACUAGUUAAUGAAAAUCAACUUUGCUUAUUUUGUAAGCUCAGUAGCUGAUGUAGCACUGAAGGCACAAUGCAAUGCAGAUCUGAUCUAGUGUUAGCAGACUGGAGGUGAUUCUUCUGUUUAGUACACCAGAGUUCUCUUUACUGGAAACUUCACCCUUGGCAUGAUAAUGAGGGGAAAAUUUUUCUAAUUUUAAAAAAAAAAGUUUCUAAAUGACAAGUUGGUAGUGCACUUGUUGAUAAUGUAAAGGAUUUGAGUUCAACUUGUGCUUAAUGACUUGGAACUUGACCAUUAAAAUCUAAGUGAAUAACUUGGGUGUACUACUGAGGAACUGCUUGCACUCUCAAAAAUGAGAGAUGCAUAUGCUGAGGACCUAUCAGCUUGUUUAGAUGGUUUAUUGCACUAUUCAAAAAAAAAAAAACAGGCUGUUGUCCUUGUAUUCAACCUGACAUGCUUCUGUCAAGAUUUUACUAUUAAAAGCAGCUUAACCGAUCCUA